GCAAAUGGCUCUCAGCCCCACGAGCCCAACCUAGCCACCAGAUCGACGAAACAAUGCUGCGGUGACGAUUCUAAUGGAACCAACGCCGUGAGACCAGCGCUGAGAUAGUUAAGGCCGGCACGCCAGCGUUCAGGCUCAUGGCAGCAACAACACUUUUGCAUCGAUUUCUCCUCAUAUGCGCGGCCACGGCUUUCAACAGGCCACAUGAUCAUUGGUCUCACCGCCUGCUACAUUUACGCGCAGCGCUGAGCCCUACCGAGGCCCACGAAAACAUACAAACGGUCUACGACGGCGUCAUCGACGUGCGCAUGAGCGCCGAACACCGCCUGGAGGGGCGCAUCGUCGACAGUAUUUGUAUACCGGCGCAGCUCUGGGAACACGGCAUGUACCUGCCGAGGCAUGCGUUCGUGCCCGACGUAUUGGAGCAAUUCGAGACCGACUGCUGCCUCCUGUGCGUCUGCGGCGACGGCCGGAGAUCGGAGCUCGCGGCGCAACAGCUCGCGGCCGCCGGAUUUUCGGUAGACUACAUCGACGGCGGUCUCAACGCCUGGGCCGAGCAGUCCCUCGAACUAGAGAUUGAGGACGACGGCGGAUUGGUUGGGAGCUAUGUGUAAACAAUUAACCAAAAU
Messenger RNA from Pelagomonas calceolata, 629 nucleotides. The record is from the annotation of a GenBank genome assembly. NCBI's taxonomy places the organism in Eukaryota, Pelagophyceae, Pelagomonadales, Pelagomonadaceae.